Spinacia oleracea (spinach) is the source of this 1226-nucleotide messenger RNA. RefSeq lists its product as uncharacterized. The transcript has 2 exons. Bases 77 to 793 code for a protein of 238 amino acids. Lineage: Eukaryota; Viridiplantae; Streptophyta; Magnoliopsida; Caryophyllales; Amaranthaceae. The record is from RefSeq and is a predicted model, not a curated record.
CUUUUCCUUUCUCCCCCCCCAAAAAAGCGCAUUAACAUCAGUUCUCCUACCGUCGUUAAUCAAAAGGGCGGAAACCAUGAAAUUCACAAACUCACCGGUGAUCGAACUCGUCGUCAACAACAACACACUCUCUCUCCAACAGGACAACAAAACCAUGCACGUCGGCACCUCCGUGUGGCCCGGUUCCAUUGUUCUUGUCAAAUUUGCCGAUCACUGGUCUUCCUUAAACCCUAAAACCCCAAACCCUAACCCUUACUCCGACCUCCUCAACUUCAGCGGCAAACGCGGCGUCGAACUUGGUACAGGCUGCGGCGUCGCCGGUAUGGGCCUCUACCUAUUGGGCCUAACCGACGUUUACCUCACCGACAUUGCCGCUGUUAUGCCAGCUUUAAAGCAUAACCUGAAGAAGAAUAAGCCAGUAUUGAAGAAAUCCUUGAAGAUUGCCCAGUUGUAUUGGGCUAAUUCUGUCCAAAUUAAGGCUCUUUCACCGCCCUUUGAUGUUGUGAUUGCUGCUGAUGUGGUGUAUUUGGAGGAGACAGUGAGGCCAUUGGUUGAAACUAUGGUGAAAAUGGUGGCAGAGGACGGUGUGGUAUUGCUUGGGUAUCAGUUACGGUCGCCGGAAGCUGAUAAAUUGUUUUGGGAAGUUUCCGGGGAGGUUUUCAAAAUUGAGAAGGUGCCGCAUGAAGAUUUGCAUCCUGAGUAUAAUUAUGAAGAGACUGAUGUUUAUAUUUUCAGGAAAAAGAAGAAUUUGAUUGAAGAUGAAAAAACAGUCAAGGAGGACAGUAGUUCUUGAAGAAGAGACAGCAGCAUUUGGAAAACAACGGAGCUUUAGGAGAACGCUUUGCAAUGGAGUGUAGCUUGAGCCAGGUAUUGGCAGGAACAUUUAUUAGUGGUUUAUAAUCAAUUUCUAAAUAGUCUACUUCAAGCAUACCAUCUUCUUAUAUUUCACUUCCCUUAGUGUGAUGGGCAUACAUGAAGAUGAAGCUGGCUCUCUCUUGUAAAGGAGUUGUACUGGAGUGUGUGAGCAUACAAGUUUAGUUGAAGCAAUAGGGUGUCUUUUGUAGGAGAUAUACUGAUGUAUCUGAGAGGGGCUUAUCUUCAAUGGAUGAUAAAGUGGACAUAUACUAUGUUUUUUGUAACAUAUAUUCCUUGUUUGGGGAUUUGAUUUCAUCAGAUUCUCAGUUGCAUACAUGAAUUUUUGAAUAAAUAUAAUUAUCCGUUUCUGA